Messenger RNA from Capsella rubella, 1571 nucleotides. Its product is annotated as putative F-box protein At1g67390. Gene Ontology annotation, molecular function: protein binding. The coding region runs from base 1 to 1443 and encodes 480 amino acids. The record is from RefSeq and is a predicted model, not a curated record. NCBI's taxonomy places the organism in Eukaryota, Viridiplantae, Streptophyta, Magnoliopsida, Brassicales, Brassicaceae. The transcript is spliced from 4 exons.
AUGAGUCUUUUCCCUCUCUCACUGCUCGAGUCCUCUCAAGUACUUCCUCAUCCACCCAAACCCAUGAAUGCAUCACUAUCGUCGGAUGCAAGAGGCAAACGGAUCCAUAUCGAUGCCGACCAGAUCAACAAUCUCCCAGACGAUGUGUUGGUCAAGAUCCUAUCCACUCUGACCACAGAAGAUGCCAUCAAGACUGGUGUGCUGAGUAAACGUUGGAAGAGUCUAUGGAAGCAAGUACCUUACAUCCACUUGGAUAUGCUUGUUGAUUUGACCAAGGAUGAACCUCUGGAUGAGGAAGCUGUUACAAAGGUUAUAAACAAUCACGAUGGUCAUCUAGAGGCCUGCUCAAUCAAUCAUUACGCCCAGCUGUGUAAAGACCCUAACAAUGUGCUCAAAACAUGGAUUCAGUUACUUGUUCAGGAGAAAGAAACAAAAGCUCUCUCACUUUCAAACUGCCAUGGUGACAGUACGAGAAGCAAUCAGCUUCUGUUGUCCCAAGACAUGUUCUCCCAUCCAAAACUCGAGAUACUGUUCCUAUAUCGAUACGAUUUCAAAACUGCCGAAGCCUUCAACAACUGCCACAAUCUCAAGAUUCUCAAACUUGAGACAAUCGAUGCCGAGGUUGAUGUGUUCAACCAAGUUCUUGCAUCGUGCCCUUCUCUCAAGGUCCUGGUGCUAGAUGAUGUCAUGUGGCUCAACAGAAAUGCUUGCUUGAAGAUUGACAACAAGAAGCUUAAGCUCUUGCAUGUGUCUUCCAACUAUGUUGAUUGCAUUGAGGUGUCUGCUCCUCGUCUACGUAUUUUCUCGAGUUACUGUCUUCGUCUUGGUGUUGAGUCUACCGUCGCCACCAACUCCCCAAAAUUUUUGCUCAAUAAUGGUGAAAUAGACUUCAAGAGAUUCAACAUGCACUACAACAUUUCAAAUCAAGCUAAGGAGAAAGAAAGCAUUGGGCAUGAGUUCGUGGUGAGUAGAGCUGCUAACUAUUUGAAGCGGAUUAGAACUUUGGUGGUGUUCGUGGAUGUAACGAAUUCGAAAGAAGUUGAGCUGCUAAGACAGCUACUAAGUGCAUGGGAUCGAACACUGAUAGAGCUCCAUAUAUUAUUUCUGGGUGACUAUCUUUCCAAGGAAGAAGGUGAAUCUUCCACACAGAAUAAGAUGUGGGAGGAGGGCAAAGUGUUUCCAAAUGCUGAGUUCCGAGUGGAAUCUGUGUGGUUGUAUAAUUUCUGCCCAUGGAAUAAAGCUCAAUUUGCAUUAGCUUCGCGUUUCAUAACGCAAGGAACCGUAACCAAGAAGAUGAGCAUCAUGACGUCUUUGGUUCCAGCAAACAAGAAGUUAGGUACAGAAGCAGUUCCUGCAGCGGAUAUGUUAGAUAAGGAAGCCGCAGUCGCCAAACUGAUGAAACUACCAAAGGGUAACGAGAGUCUUCUUAUUAGAAGCUUUUGAUGAAAUUUGGUUCGAAUAUAGUUGGAUUAAUUAAUAUCUCUCUAAUUAAUAAGUCCUGUGUGACAAAAUCUGUUAUGAUUUUCUUUUAAAACUUUCUUAUGAUUCUCUUAAAACUUUCUUAUGAUUUU